This is a messenger RNA of Arabis nemorensis, 258 nucleotides long. The record is from the annotation of a GenBank genome assembly. NCBI's taxonomy places the organism in Eukaryota, Viridiplantae, Streptophyta, Magnoliopsida, Brassicales, Brassicaceae.
AUGGAAGGAGAUUCGUCUCUGUCUCCGUUGAUAAGAUCGAUUAACAGAAGCGUGGUUCACAGAAUCUGCUCCGGACAAGUCAUCUUGGACCUCUCCUCGGUUAUCAAGGAGCUUGUGGAGAACAGUCUCGACGCCGGAGCCACCAGUAUAGAAAUAAACCUUCGUGACUAUGGCGAAGAACACUUUCAGGUUAUCGACAAUGGCUGUGGCAUUUCCCCGACCAAUUUCAAGGUCUGUUUCUUGAAAUCUCCCGUGUGA